This is a messenger RNA of Leptopilina boulardi, 1594 nucleotides long. RefSeq names its product phenoloxidase-activating factor 2. The record is from RefSeq and is a predicted model, not a curated record. Gene Ontology annotation, biological process: proteolysis. Bases 157 to 1446 code for a protein of 429 amino acids. Gene Ontology annotation, molecular function: serine-type endopeptidase activity. The transcript is spliced from 7 exons. Lineage: Eukaryota; Metazoa; Arthropoda; Insecta; Hymenoptera; Figitidae.
GAAGGGAAAGGAUUCUAUUCAACUGUAUGUGCAAAAGUAGGGAUGCCAAUGAUUUCAGAUUGAACACUUAAAGAACUCAGUCCUCAUCCAGGUCUCGGUAAAGACGCUUUAAGUCUUUUCCAAGUCAAUCUUAGUUACUGUCGUAAAUUUUCAAACAUGUGGUUCUUACGUGCCACGUCAAUUUUCUUCCUCAUUGGAAUUUGUUCAGCAGCUCCUCAACAAAGUUCUGGUGGAAAUUUGGAUACAUUAGUUGACAAUGUAUUUAAUCAGGGAAAAGCUUCUCAACCAGCAACAAGUUCCACCGGUGAAAAUGCAAAUUUAGACGAUUUAAUUGACAGUGUAUUUAAUCCUAAACAAAAUUUAGGAAAUCCCACACCGACAACAAUUCUUGGCACUGAUACUCAAAAAAAUAAUAAACCAGAUGAUUGCGAAUGCGUUCCUUAUUAUCAAUGUCAAAAUAAUACAAUCAUAGACAAUGGAAUUGGAAUUAUCGAUAUUAGAAUUCAAGGAGUUUGCGAAGCGUAUUUAGAUAUAUGUUGCAAAAUUCCCGAUGUCAUUAAAGAUCCAAAAGAUAAAAUCACACCACCCCCACAAGUUCGUAAGGGUUGCGGUCAACGUAAUCCAGACGGUGUUGGAUUUCGUAUAACUGGCUAUAAAGACAAUGAAGCUCAAUUUGGCGAAUUUCCAUGGAUGGUGGCUAUUUUGCGAGAAGAAGAUUUUAGUAAUACUGGCCAAAAAGUCAAUUUUUAUCAAUGUGGAGGCGCUCUUAUUCAUCGACAAGCCGUUCUUACAGCCGCUCAUUGUGUCAAUGGAAAAGAAGCAAGUUCAUUUAAAGUUCGUGCCGGUGAAUGGGAUACACAAACGAAAAAUGAGAUAUAUCCACAUCAAGAUCGUGAAGUUCAAGCCGUUGUUGUACACGAGGGUUUCCAUUCAGGAGCAUUAUACAAUGAUUUUGCUCUUUUAAUUCUUAAAACGCCGGUUGAUCUUGCAGAAAAUGUUGAUGUUGUUUGUCUUCCUAAUGAAGGUGAUGAAUUCGAUGGAGCACGAUGUUUCGCAAGCGGUUGGGGCAAAGAUGUUUUCGGUAAAGAAGGAAAAUAUCAGGUUAUUUUGAAAAAAGUUGAAUUGCCAAUAGUGCCACAUAAUACAUGUCAAAAUUCAUUGAGAAACACGAGACUUGGGAAAUAUUUUAAUCUCCAUCAAACUUUCAUAUGUGCUGGCGGAGAAGGAAAAGAUACUUGCAAGGGUGACGGAGGAAGUCCUUUGGUUUGUCCUUUGUCUAAUGAUCCAAGUCGAUAUGUUCAAGCAGGUAUUGUUGCCUGGGGUAUUGGUUGUGCGGAAAAUAAUGUUCCUGGAGUUUAUGCAAAAAUUGCAAGUGCACGUCAUUGGAUUGACGAACAAAUUGUCUACUAUAAUUUAGAUCGAUCCAGUUAUCAAUAUCAGCCAUAAAAAAAAUGUUCUCUUCAAAAUUUGACUUGAAAUUUCAAAUUAUCAAUUAAUUUCAAUGAUUUAAAAAAAAAAAAUUCAAAUUAACGAGAAAACAAAUUACGAAGACUGUAAAUUUAGAUGCAAUAAACUAAAAAAAAUUCCUCUCUUA